Molecule: messenger RNA, 726 nt
Organism: Argentina anserina (silverweed cinquefoil)
Lineage: Eukaryota; Viridiplantae; Streptophyta; Magnoliopsida; Rosales; Rosaceae
Product: protein SPIRAL1-like 1
Exons: 3
Coding region: 174-605 (143 amino acids)
Biological process (GO): cortical microtubule organization
Cellular component (GO): cortical microtubule, transverse to long axis
Source: RefSeq, a predicted model, not a curated record
ACCGAUUUUGCCAUCUCAGACAUUGACCCCGUCUACAAACCGAGAUUAAAAUCCCGAGUAUACAAAUUCUGAACCAUUAGUUGCAGAAGAAUCUGUUUCCUGGCAAUUGGCUCCAAAAGUUUGGUCCCAGAAGAAGCAAGAACAAAGAUUUCUUGCUGAACAUAACCGGAAAAAUGGGCCGCGGAGUCAGCUGUGGUGGUGGACAAAGUUCAUUGGGAUACUUGUUUGGAGGUGGAGCAGAGGUUGUUCCAAACAAUACCCGUUCUCCAGGUAAGAAUGCUUCUGCUAACUCCUUACCAAUUGAAAUGCAACCUCCUGCGGGCGUUCCCACAAAAAGGGAUGGAGUUGAUAAGCAAGUCCCGGCUGCAAGCAAUCCCACAAAGACACAAUCGUCUCCGAUUAAGACUACUUCUCCUCCUGCUACAAAACCAAUUGACAAGAAUAUUGCAGCUGGCAUUCAUAGCAGUCCCACAAAUAAUUACUUGCGUUUGGAUGGCCAGAACUGUGGCAACUUCAUCACGGAUCGGCCGUCUACGAAGGUUCAUUCAGCUCCGGGAGGAGGAUCUUCUCUCGGAUACUUGUUCGGCGGUGGUGGUGGGAAGUGAUUCUUGCUCCUGAAUAAUGCAUCAGCAGCUGAGUUUUAGCACGGAUAAUGUGUAAUGUUAUAUGUUUCAGAAAUGUUUGUAGUUUUAUGCAAUGAAACUGUGAACUAAAUCUUAAUGCAUG